This is a messenger RNA of Penicillium alfredii, 1551 nucleotides long. Its product is annotated as cytochrome P450. The record is from RefSeq and is a predicted model, not a curated record. Gene Ontology annotation, biological process: ergosterol biosynthetic process. Bases 1 to 1551 code for a protein of 516 amino acids. NCBI's taxonomy places the organism in Eukaryota, Fungi, Ascomycota, Eurotiomycetes, Eurotiales, Aspergillaceae. The transcript is spliced from 4 exons. Gene Ontology annotation, molecular function: heme binding; monooxygenase activity; oxidoreductase activity, acting on paired donors, with incorporation or reduction of molecular oxygen.
AUGGAGCUCCUCGUGCAACUGGUUACGGGCCAACUGCUACGCAUCGCCUGCUACGCCGCCGCCAUUGUUUUUAUCUCGGUUCUCCUCAAUGUACUCAACCAGUUCCUCUUCUACAAGAAGAAUGAGCCCCCAGUUGUGUUUCACUGGUUUCCCAUCGUGGGCAGCACCGUGAGCUAUGGCAUGGAUCCCUACCGGUUCUUUUUCACCUGUCGGAAAAAGUACGGAGACAUCUUUACUUUUAUUCUGCUGGGCAAAAAGACCACUGUCUAUCUCGGCGUCGAGGGGAACGAGUUCAUUCUCAAUGGGAAACUCAGGGAUGUCAAUGCCGAAGAGGUCUAUGGCAAGCUGACCACCCCGGUGUUUGGCUCUGACGUGGUAUACGACUGUUCAAACAGCAAGCUGAUGGAGCAGAAGAAGUUCAUCAAAUUCGGCCUCAGCCAAGAAGCCCUGGAAUCCUACGUCCCCCUAAUCGAAGAAGAAGUCAACCAAUACAUCAAAACAUCCGGCAAAUUCAAAGGCCCGUCCGGAACCAUCGACCUAGCAGCCGCCAUGGCCGAGAUCACGAUCUUCACAGCCGGCCGCACCCUCCAGGGUGACGAAGUGCGCGCAAAGCUCACCUCGGAGUUCGCAGAGCUCUACCACGACCUGGAUGGGGGGUUCACGCCCAUCAACUUCAUGCUCCCCUGGGCGCCGCUGCCACGUAAUCGCAAGCGCGACGCCGCGCACGCCCGUAUGAAGGAGAUAUACCUGGGGAUCAUCCAAGCGCGGCGACAAGCCAGUGCUCAACCCGAGCAAAACAAAAAGGACAUGAUCGGGAACCUGAUGCGGUGUGUGUACCGCGACGGCACGCCCAUCCCGGACAAGGAGAUCGCGCACAUGAUGAUCACGCUGUUGAUGGCUGGUCAGCACUCGUCGUCGGCGAUCAGCUGCUGGAUUCUGCUGCGGCUGGCGGCGCAGCCGGAGGUAGUGAAUGAACUCUACGAGGAGCAAGUCACUCAGCUGGGCGCUGAUCUGCCGCCGCUGCAAUACUCGCAUCUCGACAAGCUGUCUCUGCAUCAGCAUGUCGUCCGCGAGACCCUGCGCAUCCACUCGUCUAUCCACACCCUUAUGCGCAAGGUCAAGAACCCGCUCCCCGUUCCUGGCUCUGACUUCGUCGUCCCUACCUCCCACACCCUGCUCUCAUCGCCUGGAGUCACGGCCCGCGACGACCGCUACUUCCCAAAUCCCUUGACCUGGGACCCGCACCGCUGGGAGGCCCGGCCUGCGGAAGUCGAGGACGACGGAACCGACACUAUCGAUUACGGGUAUGGUGCUGUCUCCAAGGGCACCAAGAGCCCCUAUCUGCCCUUCGGCGCGGGCCGCCACCGCUGCAUUGGGGAGAAGUUUGCGUAUUUAAACCUCGAGGUAAUUGUUGCGACGUUGGUUCGUGAAUUCCGUUUCUAUAACCCCGAGGACCGGACGGGGGUGCCGGAGACUGACUAUUCGUCUCUCUUUUCGCGGGCAAUGGAGCCAGCCACGGUCCGGUGGGAACGUCGGACGGAGUGCGCGUGA